Molecule: messenger RNA, 745 nt
Organism: Lolium rigidum
Lineage: Eukaryota; Viridiplantae; Streptophyta; Magnoliopsida; Poales; Poaceae
Product: bifunctional aspartate aminotransferase and glutamate/aspartate-prephenate aminotransferase-like
Exons: 3
Coding region: 85-471 (128 amino acids)
Source: RefSeq, a predicted model, not a curated record
GGCCAGAGGCCGGGGAACGGAGGGGUGCGGGAGCACAAAACUUCGUGGCCAGGAGAGGGAGCAGCACCGCCUGCGCCGUCCUCCAUGAGGGCCGCCCCCUCGUUCCGGACUCCGGCUGCCCUCCACGCGACUCCGCCGUCUGCUGCCGAAGCACCCAACUCCUUCGUCCUUCGUCAUUUAUGGGCCGCCCCGCUCGAAUCCGCCGUCUGUCUGCCGCUGCCGCUCGAAGACGAAGUAAAGCAGGUCUCCGGUGGCACUAGUUUGAUGUUCACAUGCGACACAACUUCGGCUGCGGGGUCUCUGCACACGAAUUUCAGCUCAAUAUUGUGGAUUCCUCAUCUUUCAACUGUCACAAUGAAGGUGGAUCGGGCGGGGCUUUGGCUCUAUCAAGGACUCUGGGACCCUCUGCUUGUUCCUGUUAGAGAAGGCACAGCUCAAGCUUGUACCUGGGGGUGCAUUUGGAGGAGAUAAGGGUGUUCGUAUCUCCUAUGUUGCUGCACUGUCAACGUUACAAGAUGAAAUGGAGAAGAUAAAAGAAGCAACGACUCUGCUCAAGCAACGAGUUGCGGUUUAACAAAGGCACUAUCGACCAAAGACAUUUUCACUAGCAAUGCCUUGUUAUAUUAAAUGGUGGCUACUGAAAAGUAGUUAAACAUGUCAUUGUUGUAUAAAAGAGAAAGACUCUGGGGCUAUGUUUACUUGAUUGAAAUUCUGUAGUUUUCAUUUGGGUUUUGUUGUUGUUUCA